Messenger RNA from Rodentolepis nana, 624 nucleotides. The record is from the annotation of a GenBank genome assembly. NCBI's taxonomy places the organism in Eukaryota, Metazoa, Platyhelminthes, Cestoda, Cyclophyllidea, Hymenolepididae.
UGGGGCUAUAAGAAUACAAAUAUAGCUAGAAUGCAAAACGAAGACUUGCUAAACAGCAACCCUCUGGAACUUAUUUACAGCAAUAAGGAAGCAGCAACCCUCUGGAACUUAUUUACAGCAAUGAGGAUCCGGCUGCACUACAAUGGAACCAGAAUAACGCCUGACUUUCUCCUGGUUUCAAGCAACGUCAGCAAACAUAAACGCCGUAAAAUCAUUGACGAUCCUGGUUCUGGUCGCGAACAUAUCAUUGCUAGUAUUACCAUCGGCAGCAAAAGCAUGACAAGAAAAUUGCCAACUAAGCUACCAUGGAACUUCAAGAUGGAUGUGAAAAGAAAAGUAUUCCCCGAGGCCAGACUAAACACUAUCGAGUGUUUUGGUCCAAACGCCUUGAAUAAACACUAUCGAGUGUUUUGGUCCAAACACCUUGAGGAAGCUAAAAGAAAGCGGGACGCCCUUCGCAACACUGCUGAUCAGUGUAAGAGGGACGCCCUUCGCAACACUGCUGAUCAGACUGGGAGGGACGCUCUUUGCAACACUGCUGAUCAGACUGGAAGCGCGACGCCCUUCGCAACACUGCUGAUCAGACUGGAAGAACAAACGCCCUUCGCAACACUGCUGAUCUGA